AUGGUCGAAUUUCAGUUGUUUGUUUUGGAAUGUUGUAAAGUUCAAAAUACUUUAAAAGAUAUAUGUGGAAGUUUAAAUAUAAAAAUUGAAGAUGUUGAAGGUAUAGAAGUUCCACUGAUAAAAUCUGAGGUUAAGGAUGAGUCAAUGCCUGAAGACAUUUCAUGUGAAAUAAAUAAUGGAGUUUUACUGUCGGACUUUGAAAGAGACGAUGACCUAAAUGAUGAUGAGGAGAAAGACGAAGUUGCUGGUGAAGAUUAUGAGGAUGAUGACUACCUUGAUGAUAUAUCAAUAGCUUCCUUAAAGAAAAUGAAACAGAAAAGAUUUAAAAAGAAGCCAUUGACUGAAGAAGAAGAAAAUGAAGUUCAGAAAGUUCUAAAAAGUUCAAACUUUAAAGUUAAAGAUAUAGUUAAAUUGAAAUGUGAUAUCUGUGAGGAGUCUUUUAAGUCAUGGAGUGCCCUUCGUGUUCAUUAUGCUAAAAGCCAUAAAAGCAAGCCGCUUGUAUUUUGUAUAUGUGGGUUUAUCAUCCGUUCCAAAAGUGUUCUCUAUAAACAUGUAUCGGAUCAUAAAAUAGAAAGUAGAAAAUUAAGGAAAGAUGCAGAACAAGACAUGGAAAACCAAGAAGAAUCUAAAUACUCAAGCCUUAAUGUUAAAGACUUUAUAAAUUUUAUAUGCAAAAAAUGUCAAAAAGAGUGUUCAAGCUGGUAUACACUGAAGUCACACACUCAAAGGGUGCACAAUAUCUUACCUGUUGUAAAUUGUAUCUGCGGGAUCACACUUAAGUCUAAAUCAUGUAUGUACAAACAUGUUCAAGACCAUAAGCAACCAAAUGUUUUAGCAUGCGAUAAAUGUCCAAGAAUAACAAAGACUAUAGAGGCAUUAAACAAACACAAAAUGAGACACAUACCAAAGUCGGAGAGGAGGUUUACUUGUUCUUCGUGUAACAAAACUUUCAAUAACAAAGACACACUGAAAUCACACGAAAGAUCACACAUACCAAUAGAGGAGAGGAAAAUAUUUUGCUGUGACCAGUGUGAUUUGAAGUUCACGACACGCUCGUCGGCCGCGUCGCACAAGCGCGUGGUGCACGACAAGAUCAAGAGCUACGUGUGCGACCUGUGCGGAUACGCGUGCGGCACCAACGGCGAGUUGCGCCAGCACCGCGCCAUACACAGCGACGACAAGCCCUACGAGUGCAGGAAGUGCUCCAAGCGAUUCAAGACGUACUCAAACCUGAAGACGCACGUGGACACGCACGAGGACACCUCUUAUACCUGCUACGUGUGCAGUCGAGUGCUGAACAGUCGCCGCACUCUGCGAAAGCAUUUGCUGGUUCACGAGGACAGAUGUCGCCACGUCUGCUCAUACUGCAACAAGGCCUUCAAACGCAGACAGACCCUCAAGGUGCACAUGUACAUGCACACGGGCGACAAGCCGCUCACGUGCAAGUGGUGCGACGAGCGGUUCGCGUACGCGUCGACGCUGCGCUCGCACCGGCUCCGCUGCCACGCGGACAAGCUCGCCGCGCACACGAACGGGGGGCCCAACUACGACGCCAUCGCGCAGGCGCUGCACCACGAGUUUCUCAAGAAUGAUCCAACAACGAAUGUAACAAAGAUAGAAGGGGAGGCUAUU
Iphiclides podalirius (scarce swallowtail) is the source of this 1632-nucleotide messenger RNA. Lineage: Eukaryota; Metazoa; Arthropoda; Insecta; Lepidoptera; Papilionidae. The record is from the annotation of a GenBank genome assembly.